Adineta steineri is the source of this 684-nucleotide messenger RNA. NCBI's taxonomy places the organism in Eukaryota, Metazoa, Rotifera, Eurotatoria, Adinetida, Adinetidae. The record is from the annotation of a GenBank genome assembly.
AUGGGACUUCUUACUGAUCAUUAUUUACGUGUACAAGGUGUUAAUGAUGGAUCAGUAUAUGCACUUGGUGAUUGUGCUACAAUUCAACAACCGAAAUUAAUCGAUCAAAUUGAAGUUUUAUUUACAGAAGCUGAUACAGAACAUCGAGGAGCACUUAAUCUUCGACAAUUUCAAAAACUAGUUCAAGAGAAAAUUGCAGAUUUUCCACAACUUGAAAUGUUUUCUCAAAGUGUUGAAAAAGCAUUUAUAGAAGCUGAUAAAGAAAAAUCUGGUCAUUUAACAGUUGCUACUCUUCGUUCAAUUCUUGAAAAAGCCGAUAAAAAAAUUCGUGCAUUACCAGCAACUGCUCAAGUUGCACAUCAGGAAGGUGAAUAUGUUGCUCAUUUACUUAAUCAGACUACUAAUUUACAAUUCAAUGAUCAUGAACAACACGAUCUCCAACCAUUUCGAUAUAAACAUAUGGGUUCAUUAACAUAUGUUGGUGGUAAUGCAGCAGCAAUUGAUUUUACGGAUUCAAAAUCAGUUUUGAAUAUGUUUAAAUUAAAAUCAUUAUCAGGUCGUAGUGUAGCUUACUUAUGGAAAUCAUAUUAUUUUACGGAAAUGUUUACCGGACGAACAAAAACAUUGUUAAUAUUUGAUUGGAUCCGUGUUCAUCUGUACGGACGAGAUCUUAGUCGAUAUUAG